UCGAAGCCAGAGGAAAACGGGGAGCUCUAAAUCCAGAACAUUCUAGAAAUUCGACAUCGAUAGCGAGGUUUCUGGAAGCAGCGCGAGACUAGACCGUGGAGAUCGGAGGCAUGACCAUCGCAUUCCGUUCGUCCCGUUGAUUUUCUCAUAAAUGACACGAGAAACUGCUUCCCCUGCCAGUUUUCGAGAACCCUAGAACUUCCACCGAUAUCGGUCCUCUGCCCCCGCACUCGCCGAGGAUCUCACAGCGAAACACGCUUCAAAGUUCGCACAUUCGAGUCUGAAUUGAUCAGCAGUCGGCCAUAAUGGCUAUGACACCAUUCCGAGACGAUCCCGGUUCCAACGGCAGCGGCGGCGGCAGCAGCAGGAAUCAGAACAACGAUUGCAAGAGCUUGGGGAGGAGUUUAUUCGAUGGCAGCUGCAGUUUGUUUGACAAGCCAUUCGAUCUGUGGGACCCUCUGGAACACAUGAACUCGCUGUGGCAAGACGGUCCGAUGCGCUCCCUUUUCCAGGACGUCAGAGCCAUAGCCGGCACCAAAGUGGACUGGAAGGAGACGUCGGAUGCUCACGUCUUCAAGGCGGAUCUUCCAGGGCUGAACAGAGACGAGGUGAAACUCACAGUCGAAGAUGGUCGCAUGCUGCAAAUCACGGGCGAGCGCAGUAAGGAGAAAGAGGAGAAAACGGACACUUGGCACCGUGUGGAGCGCUCACAGGGCCGGUUUCUGAGGCGCUUUCAACUUCCUGAAAAUGCCAACGUUGAUCAGAUCCAGGCCAAAGUUGAGAACGGCGUCCUCACUGUCACUGUGCCCAAAACUGACAAAGGGCACAGGCCUGUGCAGCGCCAAAUCGACAUCAAGUAGACUCUUACACAAUCCUUCUCUUGGGCAGUUUCCAGUUUAUUUUUAUCGUUUUUCUAAUAACGGGAGCCCAAUUAAUUAAUUAUUCAAAGAGGAUGGAAAUACCCCAUCAAGCCGUACAGAGAUGAAACAGGUUUCCACGUUAUCCCUGAUGGACUUCUUCCCUGCAGACCUUGAGUACCAUGGUUGUCCAACGGCAAGUCAAAACGUGCAGCCAUACAAAUUUGUCGAGAAAUUUACUUAAAGCCGUAGAGGUCUGAAAGGGAUCAUGGCGUGACUGACUGACUGACUGACCCACUUUUCAAACUGGUCUGAAGUACGGACCUUUGAAGCUGCGUGGCUCUGUCAGGCUUAGGUUUGAACACGUUUCAUGGUAACUGAACUCUUCUGUCGAAAAAGUUAUCAAGGAAUGCAAGAUUCAAUUCUGUCGUCGAUAUCAUUUCUCUCAUCUCUUCACUACAUCCCACUCCCACAAGUCUAAUCAGGCACUUGACACUGAUUACCAUGCCGUGUUACUUCAUCUUGCAAACUGUAAAGUUCCAAGCAGAUAAAUCGCCAGGCGGCUGUUCUAAUUCAGAUACGGUAGCAAGGAGAAUACAUGCUCAACGCUUCGAAGAUUGUAUUGUUUGAUAUGAGAGGACCUUGAAAUGGCGGUGGUGUAUGAGCAAUUUACGUGUGCCAACAAAACUGAAGCCCUUCCUUCCCAUUGCCAACCUUACCCUCGUGUCUAAUUCCAGGACAAGAGAUUGAUACC
Messenger RNA from Marchantia polymorpha subsp. ruderalis, 1611 nucleotides. Lineage: Eukaryota; Viridiplantae; Streptophyta; Marchantiopsida; Marchantiales; Marchantiaceae. The record is from the annotation of a GenBank genome assembly.